GCGAGACGGGUCUCUUGUGUCUUGUAAAAAAGUAUAAUUAGUGCUAUUUUGUCCAUUAUGCGCUCGAGAUUGGUCGAGCUUUUCGUCGUGACGAUGCUGUUUGUCGUGCAAUUCGCUGCUUUAGCGGAAUGCCAGCAAAAGUCGGCUGGAGUGACGAGGAGUUAUUUCUCCAAUCAGCCUUGGAAUCAAGGAUCCGGAUAUUCGUAUAAUAAACCUAACUGGGGUCAAGGAGGCUAUGGUUAUUCGAACAACAACAAACCACAAUGGGGUCAAGGAGGCUGGGGUUAUUCGAACAACAAUAAACCUAACUGGGGUCAAGGAGGCUGGGGUUAUUCGAACAACAACAACAACUACAAACCUCAAUGGGGUCAAGGAGGAUAUGGUUAUUCUAACAACAAUAAACCUAACUGGGGUCAAGGAGGCUGGGGUUAUUCGAACAACAACAACAACAAACCCCAAUGGGGUCAAGGAGGCUGGGGUUAUUCGAACGGCUGGGACGGUGGUUAUCAAGGUUCUAAUAACUGGGGACAGGGGUACAAUCCUUCGGGGUGGAAUAAUAAUUACAACAAUUGGCCUGGAAAUGUGUGGGAUUUCGUAAAGAAAGGUCAACAAUUUUUGGAUAAUUUACCGAAAAAAGCUCAAUAAUGAUAUCACUAAAUAUGUUCAAAAUCACUGCCGAAACACUGCCUUGUUCAGUUCGCGCUCAAAAUAUAUUAAUUCACAAAAUAUAUAUUAAUUUUUUGUAAUUUUUUAUAAUAAAUAUAUCGUUUAAUCAAUCAGCGUUUAUGAUUUUUUUGACCAUUGCAAACGACACGAAAAUACUCUAUGAUUAUUAAUCAAUUUCAUUGUUUUUAGGGAAAUCACGCUAGAAAAAGCAUGCAACUAUCAAUGGGCGACGACCUGAUGAGCACAAUAUUAGAUUUCGUCAUGGACGCGAUGGGAUUCUUCACCGAUAUAUCGGAUUUCAUCGGCGGCAUUUUCGGCUAACACAAACCCG
Phyllotreta striolata is the source of this 997-nucleotide messenger RNA. The record is from the annotation of a GenBank genome assembly. NCBI's taxonomy places the organism in Eukaryota, Metazoa, Arthropoda, Insecta, Coleoptera, Chrysomelidae.